CGGUGUAGUAGGUAGUAAGUAGGAGGAGGGAAGUGUAAGCGGCUUCGUUAGCAUCGUUAGCAUCGUUAGCAUCGAGACUAAUCAAUGACAGCUCGGUGUCGCUUUCGCUCAUCACCCGCCAUCACACACACCGUGUCAUCUGCUGCUCUGUCAUCACUUCUAUAAGCUGUGGUCGGAGGAAGAAGACGAAAUGUCCAACAUUUUAUUCCUUAUGAUCUGAGGAGUCGGCGGUGUUUCCAGUUGACGAUGAAUGGCCUGUCUGUCAGUGAGCUGUGUUGCCUGUUCUGCUGUCCUCCAUGCCCGAGCCGUAUAGCCGCUAAGUUGGCCUUCCUGCCCCCUGAACCCACCUACACGCUCCUGCCUGAUCUGGAGGCGGGCCCCGUGUCCACCAGCUCCACCACGGCACCCGGUCUGCGCUCUCGAGGUGGAGUAGUCACUAGCGGUGGUGGAGCAGUCACUGGUGGUGUUGGUGGAGCAGUCACUAGUGGUGUUGGAGGAGGAGCACUAGCUGGUGGAGGAGCAGGAGCUGGAGGAGGAGGAGGAGGAGGAGAGGGGCGCUGGAAGCUCCAUCUCACAGAACGGGCAGAGUUUCAGUACUCUCAGAGGGAGCUGGACGUCACCGAGGUGUUCCUGACACGCACGAGUCGAGGGAACCGAGUGGGCUGCAUGUACAUCCGCUGCGCUCCCACGGCACGGUUCACCGUGCUCUUCUCCCAUGGUAACGCUGUAGAUUUGGGGCAGAUGAGCAGUUUUUACAUCGGUCUCGGGACACGCAUCAACUGCAACAUCUUCUCCUACGACUACUCGGGCUACGGCGUGAGCACGGGGAAGCCGUCUGAGAAGAACCUGUACGCAGACGUGGACGCGGCGUGGCAGGCUCUACGCACGCGAUACGGCAUCAGCCCCGAGAACAUCAUCCUAUACGGUCAGAGCAUUGGCACGGUGCCCACAGUGGACCUGGCGUCACGCUACGAGUGUGCGGCCGUCAUCCUGCACUCUCCGCUCACCUCGGGCAUGAGGGUCGCCUUCCCUGACACUAAGAAGACCUACUGCUUUGACGCCUUCCCCAAUAUAGAGAAGGUAUCGAAGAUCUCCUCCCCAGUGUUGAUCAUCCACGGGACAGAGGACGAGGUGAUUGAUUUCUCCCACGGCCUGGCCCUGUACGAGCGCUGCCCCAAAGCUGUAGAGCCCCUGUGGGUGGAGGGGGCAGGACACAACGACAUCGAGCUCUACAGCCAGUACCUGGAGCGUCUGCGCAGGUUCAUCGGCCAAGAACUGGCAACCCAGCACACCUGAGGACCCCCCACCCCCACCCCCACCCCCCUUCUCGCUCUGACACGUUUACACUUCCUGUUUCCAGCAUCUCAACAAUUAGGAAUUCAUAUAUCACAGUAACCCAACGGCUCCUUUAAACCCAAUUUAACCAAACUCUAGAUGUUCUGAACGCUCCGUGACGUUCGUGAGCGCGUUACUGAACACUAACCCAGUCAUUUAUUUAUUUAUUUAGUGACCGUAUCGUCAGAUUCAGAAUAAAGCAGCGAGCGCGCAGACAAGCGACACAGAAAUAGCCAAGAAAUUGAUAUAAAUAAAUCAAAAUGAAUGAAUUAGUUUCUCUCUUAUUUAUUUAAUUUCUUUUUAUUUUUAUUUCUAAUCAAUGAAAUUAAAAAUGAAGAGAAUUCUGCUGGAAAUUAGGAUCAGUUUAUUACGAGGUCGAGUCAAACAAGAACCUUUUAUGCAAUUGUAGAAAUAUCAGUUUCUUCUUAAUUACAGUCAAACUAAUAUCUCGCUAAUUUUCGAAUUAUUUUCGUGCGAAUACAGCUGUGGUACGUCGCCGUUACUGUAAGGUGAGAAACAACUGUAAUAUAAACCCCGAGCUUUUUUCCUUCCUCUCUUUCCUUCUUCUCUCUUUUGUGGAUAAAAUGGGGCGGAGCUGAGCACGUUUCUCGGGGUCAAAGGUUUCCUUGGCAUUAAGUUAGCCAGCUAACGUCCAGUAAUCACGACUUACUGCGUUUUUAUCUCUCGGGUCUGUUGAGUUCUAGAUGUAAAAUUUCCAAUUUAAAUUUCCGGUCUUACGAUUGACAUAAAACAAGAGCUGCUAGAAACUCGACAACGUCGACGUGACGCGAGAGCUUCCCGACUUUUUCUGUGUCGUAUCCUGAAACAAUUUCUGGACCAGAAACGAUGAGCGAUUUUGUAAACCAUGUAUCUUUAAAAUACUUCUGCGUUUGUAGAAACAGUUUAUAAAACAACACACCACACCUUUUAAAAUAGUGUCUGUUAAAUCCAGAUGUGUGUAAAUGGAAACAGGUGUAAAUGGAGUCGAUCUUUAUUUCUCUCUCUCUCUCUCUCUCUGGUGUCGGUGGGAGUGAGACAGCUGUCUGUAAACCGGCGUGGACUCGUCCGUGUUUAUUCAGACGUUGUCGUCAUUCGGAGCGACUCAACACUGACAGGACAACGGAGGUUCUUGCUACUUUGAUGCAGUUGUUCUGACCUCCUGUAUGUGUGUGUGUGUGUGUGUGUGUGUGUGUGUGUGUGUGUGUGUGUGUCCUCGAUGAGUGACAGUGCUAUAACACUCCAGGCUUGAGCCUCUUCCUCAGUCAGAGCUACUUUUUACAGCCUCGCGAGAUCAGCGUCAGCGUUAUCGUCGUUAUUUUUUUUUCCUACCUACUUUCGUUCUUUCUCUUCUGAGUUUUAAAGAUUUCAGACCACGUCAUUAACCUCCAUCUGCUCAUUAACACAGCAGCAUAACAAGCUGGCUGAUGACACCGGGAUUAGGAUACAGCUCUGGAAUGCGUGACCUCGGGCCGACGUCUUAGAACACGAUAUCCACGAAAGUGUAUAGUUUUUCCUUCCCUGUGUGCGGUCACAAUCUCCCACAUGUCGUGUGUGUGUGUGUGUGUGUGUGUGUGAUGAAAUCGAGCCCCUGCCACAUCUGAGGAACUCUCCUCAUCCUGCGCCGGAGUGAAUUUCAGUCCCGUGUCAUUUCGUGCCUGAAGCAGAGAUAAACUAAAGCUUGUGAUCUCUAGCUUUUGUCUUGAGACGAGCAGAAUUUCAGACAGACCACAAUCUCUUCCUUCCGUCAUCGAUACCCCGCCGCACCCCAUCCUUACGCCCCCCCAGGGUGACCUCAUUACUCAUCCUUUUACCUUUUUUUUUUACUCGUCACUUUUAAUCUUCUCUUCUAAACUAUCACGCCGCGUCACGCUCAUGAUGUCAAACAUUUUUUAUGAAUUUUUUUAUGGAUUAAUGUGAUUUCAGUGAGCGCUUAAAUUACAUUGGGAUCUUUUGGCUCUGAAGAGAAAGCGCUCGUCAGAGCGGCAGUAGCGAAUGCUAGCUUGUUAGCCGCCAAGUCAUUUUUAUUUUUUUUUUUUGCAAACAGAUGAAUGUUUUAAUGUAUUAAUAUACGUGAUUUAACCCUGACGGACCGCGGCUGUCGUUUAACGUCCCAGACGAAGCGUUAUGGCAAAUUAAAAUGGCAGCUACAUUAAUAUAGUUAUGAAACGAUGUUAUGUUAACGUACCAGCUGUUCAUAUUCGUUACUGUUUUUAGAGCGAACACCUGAAGGUUUAAUUCAACGGAAUAUAUUUAUUUUUCAGGAGUCGCACGGAUUUUAUUCGCAUCCGUUGUCGCAGUACUAAAUAUAUCCAGUAGGGGGUGAUGAAGACGACGCAUCGAUUCGUUUCAAGAAAUCGAUUCGUUGACCCAAUAAAGAGACAACGAGCGACGACAUCAACGUUUAAUUCAGUCAAAAAACAUCUGCAGUCGGCGAAAAUAAAACCUAGAAUAAACGUCGUAGCUGAUUCGGUAGCUGAGGUGAAAUAAGAACACACACGUACAGUAAGUGAACACAGCAGGUGUCGAUGCAGUGUGUGGAAGAGGAAAGACUGGAGCCAAGGCACUGAACAAAGCUUAAUCUGUCGAGGGAUCAUUUCUGGAGCUGGUGUGUGUGUGUGUGUGUGUGUGUGGACACAAGUGUUUGGAGGACAAAUGGUGCAACACUGGGCAAGACUUUGGGACUAGGGAUUAAAUUGUAAAAAAAAAUAUAUAUAUAUAUAUAUAUAUAAACUGUGUGAGUGUGUGUGUGUGUGUGAGUGAGUGCGUGUGUGUGUGUGAGGACCCAGAUGAACUCGAGCUUGUUUGGAAGCUCCAGACCAACGUUUCUGAACUGUUGUUGUUUCCCUUGAUUAAAGCAGCUGUAAGUUCUGAGUGUUCUGUAAGAGCCUCAGACUGACUGGACGUACUGUAUCAUAUUUACACACCUGAACCUGGAGCUUUAUUCAUUUGGGCUAUUUGUUUUUCUUCUCCUGCUCCUCGGGGGUUAAACGGGUUUUUAGCGGGUGGUGUGUUUAUCGUCGUCGUGUCCACUUUCACCUUGUUUAUUAUAUUAUUAUAAUUAUUGCAAAAUUGUUGUUUUUAGUUUUUCCAGAUCUUAGAGAAUAAAAGAUAAUGAAUUGAUUAUAA
This is a messenger RNA of Tachysurus vachellii, 4461 nucleotides long. RefSeq names its product abhydrolase domain containing 17A, depalmitoylase b (gene abhd17ab). Gene Ontology annotation, cellular component: plasma membrane; endosome membrane. The record is from RefSeq and is a predicted model, not a curated record. The coding region runs from base 247 to 1296 and encodes 349 amino acids. Gene Ontology annotation, molecular function: palmitoyl-(protein) hydrolase activity. Lineage: Eukaryota; Metazoa; Chordata; Actinopteri; Siluriformes; Bagridae. The transcript is spliced from 5 exons. Gene Ontology annotation, biological process: protein depalmitoylation.